Molecule: messenger RNA, 2176 nt
Organism: Corythoichthys intestinalis (scribbled pipefish)
Lineage: Eukaryota; Metazoa; Chordata; Actinopteri; Syngnathiformes; Syngnathidae
Exons: 9
Coding region: 144-1652 (502 amino acids)
Source: RefSeq, a predicted model, not a curated record
GUGUCGUAAAAAGGUCGCAAAUUAAUCCAUACGACAGAGGAUCUAGCUUAGCAUCUCACAGUCGCACGUUUGUUUAGAGAAAAACGUGCGAGGUUCAUUUUUAUUUUUUCCUCAGUAAUCUAUGAACUAUCUACAAGUUUAAAAUGUUGAAAGAGUUGGUAAGGGAACGCCUUGUUGCGGCUGCUGAGGAAAUUUUCGGGCUGUUUGAAAGAACGAUGGCAUCGUACGAGGAGCAACUUUGUCGAGCCAGAGAGGAGAGUGAGCGACAUCGACGACAGCUCCAAGCUGUUUGCAAGUGUCAAGUUGUCUUACAACUUCAAGAUAUCCAGGAGCUGAUCGGUGGUCAGGAAGAGGUUCCCCCUCAACUGCAGUUGGGGGGCUUCAGUUCAGAGCAUUCACAUCCCCCAAGUGUUCUAAAUAAAGUGGUGGCUCCAGAGCUCCCCAACGUCAAAGUGGAAAAUAUUAAAAGCGAAGAGGACGGGGCUUAUGUCAGCAAGUUGUCUCUGCGCUGUGACUCUGUGGAAGGGUACGACAAUAAGGAUGAACGCCCAAGUGGAACCCAACCUGGAGAACCACCGCAAGAAAAACUCUCGGCUCCACCGUCAGACAGCAAUGACUCUGAAGAACCUGCGGAGAGCGGCGCAGAUGGCGAAGUCGCAAAAAUGGAGCCAGGAAAUUCUGUGUGGAGCGACGAUGAGGUAAAAGCCCUCCUUGCUAUUUAUUCAACCGAGAGCGCCCAAAGAGGACUUGACGGGUCACAACGGAACAUAAAAAUAUUUGCCAAGAUAAGCUCACAUCUCGAAAAGGCUGGGAUUUAUCACAGUGGAAAGCAAUGUAGGGAGAAGAUAAAGAAACUGAAACAGGACUAUAAGAGAAUCAAAAACCACAACAACCAGAGCGGGGCGAAAAGGAAAACGGGCAAAUGGUAUGAGACGCUCGACGUCAUAUUGGGCCACAGACCAGCAUACUCUGGCAACGCCACAACAAAGGACCCAUCUGCUGAGCUUUUGCGGUCGUUGAUACAGAAGGAAAACAACCCACCAUCCCUGCUGCUUGAAGAGCAAAACAGAUCUCUGCUAGCAAACCCGAUUCCUGUUGCCUGUAGUACCCAAUGUCGCCUACCAGAAACACCAAUGGCUUUAUCAAGCAAUUCCAUGCCCCCUCUGAGUGACAAUCGCCAACCUGCAUCAGAAAACCCCGUUGCGAUAUCCUACAAUUCCCUGCCCCCACAAAGUGCCAGUACCAGUCGACUUACAUCCGAAAACCCCGUUGUGAUGUCCUGCCAUUCCCUGCCCCCACAAAGUGCGAGUACCAGUCAGCUUACAUCAGCAACUACACACCAGCUUCCUGUCCGUCCGGAUAUACAAAUUAUCAGCCAACACCGCCCAGCUGCCAGCACCCUCUGCCAUCCCAGACCUGCAAAGAGGAGAAAGACGGACACACUGCUUGCAUGUGUGCAGGAAUUGUCGGCUUCAGACACAGACCACCAAUGGCAUAAAGAUGCGCAAUUUGAUAGGAUGAUGCAGCUGUUUGAAGACCAAACUCAACAGGUUGGAAAGGACUUUGCAGAGUCCACCCGGCAGCAGACGAUUUUAAUGGAGGGUCUUCUGGACAUCAUGAACAGAAUAGCAAAUCGGCAUGAAAAACCCUAAUGAAAAAUAGGGGACUUAGCCAAAUUUUGCACAUGUAAAUUUUUCUUUUGUUCUACAGUGUGAAUUUUUGACGGACAUUUGAUUAAAAGAUAUUACUUUGAAUAACACAAGAUUUUUAAUGUCUGAUUACUAGUACACUGAAGUAUUCCUGAACAUUUGGCUUGCAAUACAGUGUGUGAGUAGUUAACAUAUGACACCACAUUCUAAAAUUGGCCUUUGUAGCCAGCUAUAGAUGGAAAACGGUUUUAUAAUAAUGCAGACAAAACAAAAGCAAUAAUAAGGCUUUUAUUUUGGUUAAAAACAAAAAAAAAAAGUCACGGUGGAUGUACAAUUACAAUUCAGUUGGAUAACACAAAGUGACGCAUCAAGGCUGAAAGCACAGCUACACCUUCAGCAUCUGCAGCAGGAGGUAGAACAGGAGUCUGGCUGCAGUAGCAUUGGCUCGCUCCACUCCUCUCUCCACAUCUCAUUGUGGCUCUCACAGAGGUUGUGAAGCACAUGAGCACAAUGGACUUUAUCCUCUC